AUGGACUCCCUUUUUCAGCGUUCCUUAGACGAUCUAAUUAAGGGUCUCCGCUUGAGCCCAGCCGGCGGCGAAGCGGCUUUCAUCGCCAAGUCCAUUGAUGAGAUCCGCCGUGAGAUCAAGUCUACCGAUUCACAAACAAAGGCCACAGCCCUCCAGAAGUUAACUUAUUUGCACUCCUUACAUGGAGUUGAUAUGUCUUGGGCCGCUUUCCCUGCUGUCGAGCUUUCUUCCUCCGCCGUGCACGCCCACAAGCGCCUUGCGUUGCUAUCGGCUUCACUUUCAUUCAGUCCUACGACUGAUGUUAUUCUGCUCUUGACCCACCAGCUGCGCAAGGACUUUUCGUCCUCCAGUCCUCAUGAUGUGAGUCUUGCUCUAUCUACUCUUUCUUCUAUUUCUACACCGGAUUUGUCUCGUGAUUUGACUCCGGAGUUGUUUACAUUGCUUAAUAGUUCUAAGAAUUUCGUAAAAAAGAAAGCCAUUUUGGCUAUUUUAAGAAUUUUUGAGCAGUAUCCGGAGGCUGUCCGUGUUUGUUUUAAACGAAUUGUCGAAAAUCUUGAGAGCAGUGAUAUGGGUGUUUUGUCUGCUACCGUGGGAUUGUUCUGUGAGCUUACUGUAAAGGAACCCAGAUCUUAUUUACCCUUGGCUCCCGAGUUCUAUAAGAUAUUAGUAGAUUCCAGGAAUAAUUGGGUUCUAAUUAAGGUUUUAAAGAUUUUUGCCAAGUUAGCCCCGUUAGAGCCGAGGCUUGCAAAGAGAAUAGUGGAACCAAUUUGUGAGCAUCUGAGAAGAACAGGAGCUAAAUCAUUGGCAUUUGAGUGUGUGAAUACUAUCGUAACUAGUUUGAGUGAGUAUGAACCUGCAGUGAAGCUUGCAGUCAUGAAAAUACAGGAGUUUUUGUUGGAAAGUGAUCCGAAUCUGAAUUACCUUGGUCUACAAGCGCUGACCAUUGUAGCAGUGAAGCAUUCAUGGGCUGUUUUGGAAAACAAGGAGGUCGUAAUUAAGUCAUUGGAUGAUGUUGAUGUGAAUAUUAAGCUUGAGGCCUUGCAGCUUGUGAUGACUAUGGUUUCAGAGGAUAACGUAGCUGAAAUUUGUAAGGUUUUGAUCAGUUAUGCACUGAAGUCUGACCCAGAGUUUUGUAAUGAGAUUCUAGGGUCCAUCUUGUCAACUUGUUCAAGGAAUCUUUACGAAGUGAUAGCUGAUUUUGAUUGGUAUAUUUCACUUCUAGGUGAAAUGUCCAGGAUUCCUCACUGUCGAAAGGGGGAGGAGAUUGAGACCCAGCUUAUAGAUAUUGGUAUGAGGGUUAAAGAUGUUAGACCGCAGCUUGUUCAUGUUUCUCGUGGUUUGCUAAUUGAUCCUGCUUUGCUAGGAAAUCUGUAUAUACAUAAGGUUUUAUCUGCUGCUGCUUUUUUAUCAGGGGAGUAUGUUGAGUUUUCUAGAAAUCUACUUGAGCUCAUGGAAUCGCUGUUACAACCACGGACUUGUCUUCUACCACCUCCAAUAAGAGCUGUAUAUAUUCAGUCUGUAUUUAAAGUAUUGACCUUCUGCCUAUAUUCUUCUCUCUCAAGUGGAGAUGAUGCUUUAUAUCCUUCCAAAUUAACAGAUUUGGUCUUGAAAGAGGAUUUUCAGGGAAGUUCUGAAACAGUAACAAGUGCACUCAUUUCUGAUUCUGAUCUAGAUGAUGGGUUAAAUCCAAGGAGUUCACAUCAGCCAACAGGAAAUGGUGAGGAUAUAAUGAUUACUCAUGAGCAGACAUCACCAGCUUCUUCAAAGAAACAGCAGUUAACACAAAAAUCUAUAAUGAACCUAGUAAAUCUUGUUGAAACUAAUUUGGGCCAGGUAGCAGGAAGUCAUGAGGUAGAAAUACAGGAGAGGGCAAGUAAUGUCCUUGGUAUGAUUGAGUUGAUAAAACCAAGGAUACAUAAUUCCAUGGAUGAGAGUGAAGGAGACAAAAUUAAGGGAGAACUUAGAGCCUCUGACAUGAUGAAGCUGAUGUUCGAUGCAUUUUCAGGGGAGCUAGGUCCAGUUUCAGUUAGUGCUCAAAAGAGGGUACCAAUACCUGAUGGGUUGGUGCUCAAGGAAAGUCUUAGUGACAUUGAAGCAAUCUCUAAUGAUAUCAAGUUACCUGUAUCAAGUUCAUUUUCCCUUGUAAGAUCUCAUACCGUGACCAAUGGAACUACAAUUCCUGAACAGUUGAGUAAAGAGGAAUAUGAACCAUCGUCUGAGUCUACAUCUCUGCUUGCCGAGCAUCGCAAGCGGCAUGAACUAUAUUAUCUUCCUUCAGAGAGUAAAGAAAUGAUAUCCAAUGAUUACCCACCUGCUCACGAACACAGAGACGAGGCUAUUGAUGAGGCUGACGAUCUUGUUAAGCUAACAAAGCAAUCGCUUGAUCUUAGGAAAAAGCGAAACCAAGCAAAGCCUAGGCCUGCGGUUGUAAAAUUGGAUGAUGGGGAAGAAGCACAUAUUGCUGCUAAGAAACCUGAGUUAAAUGAUGAUCUAAUUUCAGGUGCUGUACGGGAAGUGCUUUUAGGCAAUGAAGCUGCAUCAUCAUCAUCAAAAAGUAAAUCAUCAAACAAAGCAAGUAAGAAAAGGGAGAAGAAUGAGUUAACUAUUGACAGACCUUUUGAAUCAAACAUGACUGUGACAAACACUGUUGCAUCUGAGCCUGGAAAUGCAAGUUCAAGAAGACAUAAACACCAUAGUGAUGGUAAAGAGAAGAAACGUCCAAGUUCAAAAAAGGAGAAGAAAGAACAUGAUCAUAAAGACAAGCAGAAGAGCGACCAUAGACAUGCAUUGUUAUCGUUGAGACCUUUGAAAAAUGGAGUAAUAUUCCACCAUGUUUUACCUCUUUCAAUUGUCAAGUUUGACAUGAAAAAUGGACGCUUUUACCAAAUGUUCCUGUGGGAACGUCUCAAAGGGAGAGAUUUUUACGUUAAAAUGGACCCUGAAUGCGUGGAAUUUUGUAAGGCUGUACCUGUUCAUGGAUUACACUUUUGUCAUAGAAAUGGGUGA
This is a messenger RNA of Fraxinus pennsylvanica, 3006 nucleotides long. NCBI's taxonomy places the organism in Eukaryota, Viridiplantae, Streptophyta, Magnoliopsida, Lamiales, Oleaceae. The record is from the annotation of a GenBank genome assembly.